AGAAUUGUGUUCUUAAUACCAAUAUCCUCUCGAUACCUCUCCUGUCGGCGCAUGCGAUCCUCUUUUGGCGUUAAUAUCACCCCGGGUAGGAAGGGUAUAGCAUAAGGGCCAGGAGGGUGUAUGUAGCGCGAUCGAAGCGAACCGAGCCUCGCGAAGGCAAGAGAAAGGCGAGGUAAACGGACGCGACCAUGCCCGAGAAACCACUUACCGUUGCUACAUACGCGGCUGGCGCCAGUCUUGCUGCGAUCACUCUCUUCUACGUCUUCGCCCCCAACUAUUUUAUCGAUGGCGACUCCAACGCGAAGGGCAAGAAGGGCGUCGUAGUCGGCCUCUCGAACCCUGCAAACGAUUGCUUCAUCAACUCCGUCCUUCAAGCCCUCGCCGGCUUGACCGACCUCCGAAUUUACCUAAUCCGAGAAAACCACCGAAGAAAUAUAGACGAGCCAUGGGUCUACCAAGAAAUAGUCAAACAUCCUGCAUACAGAAACACUCCCGAAUGGAAAAUACACGGUCUACAAGCGGGCCUCGUCACUCAGGGUCUUAAGAAUAUCCUUGACAGCCUCAAUGAGCGACCUAUUUAUAAGAAGACCAUCUCCGCUACCCCUUUUAUCAAGGUUCUCGAGAACGCCUUUAGGCAACGUAUCAGUAGGCAGCAGCAAGAUGCGCAGGAGUUUUUACAGGUGGUAGCUGAACGACUAUGCGACGAAUAUCAUGCAGGGAGAAGAGCUCGACAAGCAGCCAAGAAAAAGAGUGCUGCCGAGGCAUCGGCUAACAAGGCAGAACCUAUAGAUGGCGAUGCUGUUGAAGAGCGUUUAGCGAGGCUGGCCACCGGUGAGGAUACGAGUACUAACACCGCCGAAUCAAACGAAAGAACACCGGAGGCUGAGAUAGAAGACGAGGAAGGGUUUCCAAUGGAGGGCAAAUACGAAAGCCAAAUCGAGUGUCAGACGUGCGGCUAUAAGACGAAACCGACAGAGAGUACGUUCUGCACCUUAACUCUGAACGUGCCGCAGUCGAAUUCGUCUUCACUUAACUCUUGUCUGGAUGGCUUCUUCAAGACCGAAUACGUGGACGAUUUCAAGUGUGAAAAAUGUCGCCUUGUUUAUGCCAGAGAUAUCUUGGAAUUACGGAAGACGCAUUCUCAUUCCGAAAGCUUCAAAGCCAGCGCGCAAGAAGCAAUCGCGAAGCUUCAGCAUGCCAUCGAUAAUAACCCUGAGGACCCACCACCAGACGUUGAAUUACCGCCAAUGCGUGACGCUCCGACCUGCAGGAUUGCGAAACAUACGCGGCUGACAGGUUUCCCUAAGAUCAUGGCUAUCCAUCUUUCUAGAUCAAUUUAUAACAGCAUCUCUCAGAAGAAUUCGGCCAAGGUCUCGUUCCCAGAGCAGCUCCUAAUGGGUACCUUGCUAAACCGCAAAAAAUAUAAAUUACUCGGUACAGUUACGCAUAAGGGUAGUCACCAUAGUGGACACUACGAAUCCUUCCGCCGACAAAACGUAUCACUUCCCUUCUCGACCCCUAACGCCUUCCAGGCUUCUAUGGCCUUUACCAAAUCGGCUACGCCAAGUCCAGCCUCGACUCCGAGAGUUGCGGCGAUGCAAAAGUCAGGAGAGCCUAGCCCGGUGGCCUCUACUCCUGAUCUAGUCGCUUCUUCGCCGGGAGCUAGCUCGCCUAACCAGUCCAUCGACGGCUUUCCACGACCGUCGACGGAUUCCAUACCAACUCCUCAAGGCUCGUCGACUUCUAAUAGUCGAUCGACGUUUCGUCGCAGCCCCACCUCAUCCACAAAGGAUCGUGAGUCGGAUACUAUCAGCCUUAAGUCGGUUGCAGCAUCUGCUCGGUCGACCAUGUCUAGGAUAUCCCACUCGGCAAGGAAUAGCAGACCAGGGAGUCCUAACAAAACGCCAGUUGCGCCGUCUACGGCGAAUGGGAAAGCAAUCCCACCAAAAACAAAGGCAAACAAGCCAAAGCGCCAAAAGCCGAAUGAAAGAUGGUGGAGGAUUAGCGACGAGAAGAUCAAGGAGGCCAAGACAAGUGAAGUUCUAGGGAUGCAGCGGGAGGUCUACCUGCUCUUUUACGAACUCGACCGCGAGAGCCCGGCGGAAUCGUAGUGGGAUGUCCAUCGGCUCUUGGAGGACAUCACGCAGGCAGCCGCUUACGAUCCGAAAGACGACGAGCGGGAGAAUCCCU
Annulohypoxylon truncatum is the source of this 2190-nucleotide messenger RNA. RefSeq names its product cysteine proteinase. Gene Ontology annotation, molecular function: cysteine-type endopeptidase activity; cysteine-type deubiquitinase activity. Gene Ontology annotation, cellular component: nucleus; cytosol. The transcript has a single exon. Lineage: Eukaryota; Fungi; Ascomycota; Sordariomycetes; Xylariales; Hypoxylaceae. The coding region runs from base 189 to 2111 and encodes 640 amino acids. Gene Ontology annotation, biological process: protein deubiquitination. The record is from RefSeq and is a predicted model, not a curated record.